Molecule: messenger RNA, 1017 nt
Organism: Penicillium cinerascens
Lineage: Eukaryota; Fungi; Ascomycota; Eurotiomycetes; Eurotiales; Aspergillaceae
Product: isopenicillin N synthase family dioxygenase
Exons: 3
Coding region: 1-1017 (338 amino acids)
Molecular function (GO): dioxygenase activity
Source: RefSeq, a predicted model, not a curated record
AUGGACUCGACUACGCAAACAACUAUCCCUGUCGUCGAUUUUGCCAAGUGGAGCCUGAGCGGGUCUGCUCGCCAGCGAGUAGCGCAGAAUAUCGUCGACGCUUGCAAGAAGGUGGGGUUCGUGUACAUCGUCAACCACUCGCUGCCCGAGCAACUUCUGGACGAGGCCUUCGACUGGUCCCGCAGAUUCUUCGACUUGCCGCAAGAUGAGAAGCUCAAAGCGCCUCAUCCUGAGGGAUGGGCUGUUCACAGAGGCUAUUCCUGGCCCGGCCUGGAGAAGGUGUCGCAGGCGAUCAGCCAAGACAGUGAUCAGAAGCGGGCUGAGCAGCUGAGAGAAGUUCCCGACGUCAAGGAAAGUUAUGAUAUCGGGAGCGAGAACAACCCCACGCAACCAAAUCAGUGGAUACCAGAAGAAUCCCUUCCUGAUUUCCGUGCUUUCAUGACACAAUUUUACUGGGAGUGUUUCCGUGUGGGAGGUGAGAUCUUACAGGCUCUUGCCAUUGGCUUGGAUCUGGACGAUAACCAUCUGCUGUUGAAGCAUUCGGGGAACAAUAACCAGCUGCGUCUCUUGCACUACCCGCCCAUUCCAGCAGAAGCACUCGAGAGUCACCGUGCGGCGAGAUGUCCCGCUCAUACUGAUUGGAGCUCGAUCACCCUACUCUUCCAGGACGACUGCGGUGGCCUGGAAGUCGAGGACGUGAACAGGCCAGGCUCGUUUGUCCCAGCGACCCCAAUCAAAAAUGCCAUUGUCAUGAACGUGGGUGACCUUUUGCAAAGAUGGAGCAACGAUCAUCUCCGCUCUACCAGCCAUAGAGUUACUCUGCCACCGCUAUCUGAUAGGUUUGAGGGAGAACAACGGGUGACCCGCAGACGCUUCUCUAUUCCGUACUUUCUGGCACCGGAUCCGGAUUCUAUGAUCGAGUGUAUUCCGUCUUGCAUGGGUGCUGAUGAACCAGCCAAGUAUGAGCCAAUUACGCAGGCUGGAUACAAUCAGAUGCGUGCUUCCAUGCAGUACUAA